AUGUCUGACUGGAAGCCCCCGGCCUUUGGAACUCCUAUCUGGAUGAGCAUACCCGCAACGAACGUCGGCCGUGCUGCAGACUUCUACAAAGCCGUCUUCAACUUUACUUACAAGGACUCUUCCGACAAGCAUCCUGAAGACCAGCUCAGGAUGUUUGACUUCAACCCGAGUCUUGGCUUGACAGGUGGCAUCCAAAAGGCCCCUGAUCGCACUGGUCAUUUCGCUCCUGGAAAGGGUGGAAUCUGCCUUCAUUGGUUUGUCGAGAAUGUCGACACUAUUGGUCCCAUCAUUGAGAAAGCUGGAGGUAAAAUGCUGAGUGAAAAGGAGAAAGAAGGCGAGUUUGGUCUGUAUCGCUACUUUGAAGAUACCGAGGGAUCUGUUGGCGCUGUCUACCAGAUGGCUUGA
This is a messenger RNA of Fusarium sp. VM40, 405 nucleotides long. The record is from the annotation of a GenBank genome assembly. NCBI's taxonomy places the organism in Eukaryota, Fungi, Ascomycota, Sordariomycetes, Hypocreales, Nectriaceae.